This is a messenger RNA of Dendronephthya gigantea, 1698 nucleotides long. RefSeq names its product adenylate kinase 8-like. NCBI's taxonomy places the organism in Eukaryota, Metazoa, Cnidaria, Anthozoa, Malacalcyonacea, Nephtheidae. Gene Ontology annotation, biological process: nucleoside triphosphate biosynthetic process. The record is from RefSeq and is a predicted model, not a curated record. Gene Ontology annotation, molecular function: AMP kinase activity; ATP binding; nucleoside diphosphate kinase activity. The coding region runs from base 69 to 1505 and encodes 478 amino acids. Gene Ontology annotation, cellular component: cytoplasm. The transcript has 17 exons.
UGCAGGCUCGAUGUAAUGUUUGGUUGCUAACUUUGAAAAUUUGUGGGAAGUUUACAUUUUUGUUGGCAAUGGAUGAAACGAGGAAACCCCUGCUUAUUCCACCGGAGUUUUCAAACUACGCAGAGAAAAAUGAAGUAUUUCAAACAAUCGAGCAUCUUAUGAAGCAACUUGUUAUCCAUCAACCAGAUGAUCCUCUAGCAUUUCUAGUUAAUAUUCUAGAACAUGAUGAAAAAGUUCCAGAGAUAGUUGUUCAAGGACCUCCUGCAUCUGGAAAAAGAACAAUGUCCAAGACAAUAGCAAAGACACUUGGAUGUGUUCAUAUAAAUCUGGCAAAUUUAUUCAUGGAUCUAGACUCACCUGAUGUGAAACAGGCACAGAUGUAUUUCGAAUCUAAAAAGGAAGUACCAACAGAUUUGUGGAUAUCAAUGAUUCAUGAAAGACUUAAGAAAACUGACUGUAUUGCAAAAGGUUGGGUUCUCGAAGGAUUUCCAUCUAGCAGGUCACAGGCUUUGGCAUUGCAAGUUGCUGGGAUAAUUCCAAAACAUUUUGUUUUGCUGGAUGCUCAAGACACAGUGCUGAUAGAAAGAGCGGUUGGGAAACGAAUUGACCCGCAAACUGGAGAUAUUUAUCAUGCAACAUUUGAUCCAGCCACUGAGGUCGAAGUUGCAAUGAGAUUAGUACCAGAUACAAACUCUGCUGAAUCUAUAAUGAUUCAAAGAUUGAAUCAAUAUCACAGGAACAUCGAUGGUGUUUUAUCUUGCUACAAGAAAAUCAUCAAGAAAAUAAACGCAGAUCAACCAAAAACAGACGUGUUCUCGCAAGUUCAUUCGUACUUGUGCAGUAAUCAGUACACAGUAGCACCACACACUCCCAGGGUUCUGCUGUUGGGUGCCACUGGAAGUGGAAAAAGUGUCCAGGCCUCGCUUAUUGCUCGGAAAUACAAUCUUGUCAGUGUAAAUUGCGAUGUGCUUAUCAAACAGUCUCUGGCUGAAGAUUCCAAGCUUGGAGAAGCUAUAAGAUCUUACAAGGAUAAAGGAAUGGAAAUACCAGAUGAUCUGAUCUUACAACUGUUGCGAAACAGAUUAAGUCAACUUGAUUGUGUUACAAGGGGCUGGGUCUUACACGCCUUUCCAACGACACGAAGGCAGGCUGAGGCAUUGUCCAGUCUGGGUUUUGAACCUAACAGGGUUCUUCUUCUUGAUGUUCCUAAAGAUACUAUUCUGGAGCGUUUAACAUUGCGUAGUACAGAUCCACAGACCGGUGAAAGGUAUCAUCUUUUAUACAAUCCACCUCGUACCACCGAAGUCAAACAACGGUUACAAACGCACCCCGAAGACCAGGAGGACCGUGUAACUGAACGUUUCUUGACGUAUCAAGAACAUAUCGAAGAUAUCGCCGAUUACUAUGAACGGACCGUACAACAUAUUAAUGCAGAUCAAGAUCCUCAUACAGUAUUUGAGUAUAUCGAGAGUAUGAUUGUUAAUCCGCUACCAAGAAAAGAAUGAAAGAUGCGCAAUGAACAUUUUUAUUUCAUUUUUAUUUUAACUAUUUGAAGAUAUUUACUAUGUUGUAAUAGUUCUACUGCUGUAAUUUUGUCAUUUUAUUUUAGGACAUGUAUAGGAAAGUGGUAGUACGUAUAUUCAAAUUUAUUCUAAUACAAAAUUUCUCAAAGGACUUCAUGUACUUUGUAAAUAUAAA